UUUUCUAAUUUUCGAUUAUUUAGACAAAUACGAACAUGAUUUUGAUGAAAACAUUAUUCGUCAACAUCAUAAAUCAUAUGGUUUUGAAAAAAUCGAUUCUUGCCUUGUUCUCACGAAAGUCAAUAAUGAAGAACAUAUUCCAACUCAGCUUCAUGACCUAAACUCUGUUCUCUUAAUGAGGAUGUAUGUUUAUGAACCAGGUGACGGAUUUUGUGGUAACGGAGCCAGAGCUGUUUCAAAAUAUUGCUUUCAUCAUUAUAGAAAAUUGUAUAAUCAAUUUAUUAUUUCAACCGAUGGUUGGUUGCAUGAACUACUUGAACGAGGUGAACAUGAACAGGAUGAACAAGAUGUUGAAUAUCUUGUUGAAAUGGGCGAAUCGUUGUAUCAUGAUCCAGCUGGAGAUUUUAUUGAGAAAGGAAUUUUAGAUAAAGAAGGAAAGUUCAUUCAUAGUAAUGUUACUUGGCAUUACGUUAAUACGUCAGAGCCUCAUCUUGUUACUUUUGAUAAAAUUGAUGAUAAGGAAUUGAUUAGAAUUGGAAGUUCUUUUAAUCAAGAACCGAACAAGUUUCCAAUCGGGAUAAAUUUAAAUAGAGUUUUGAAUAUUGACCAAUCGACAAUUAAUGUACUCACCUUUGAGCGAGGUAUUAAUCGAUUGACUCCGGCUUGUGGGAGUGGUUCAACAAGUAGUGUUGCUUUGGCAAAGCGUUUAGGUUUUAUAGACCAAGCCGUGAGUAAGGUCACAGUUAAAGUAAGGGGAGGUCAUCUAACUGUUAUUAAUGAAAAAGGUAAAGUUUAUUUGAGUGGUCCAUGUUUAGUUGAAGGUAUAGAUAAGGAAGUAUCCAAAAAUGUAAUGUAAGAAUGUCCAGAUUAUAAAAUGUGAUUAGGUGAUGAUCUGGUUUAUUAAUAAAUUUUAACACUUUUCAUUUAUCUUACAUUAAUAAUAGUUUAUUGAAAAACUAAUUGACAAAUUAUGAUGUAUUUAAAAGUUCAUUUUAUUUUUUUUUUUAUGGACAAAAGAAAAACAAAAGGCAAUAAUAAAAAAGGUUUGAAGAUGAUAUAAUAA
Rhizophagus irregularis DAOM 181602=DAOM 197198 is the source of this 1063-nucleotide messenger RNA. RefSeq lists its product as uncharacterized. The record is from RefSeq and is a predicted model, not a curated record. Gene Ontology annotation, molecular function: diaminopimelate epimerase activity. NCBI's taxonomy places the organism in Eukaryota, Fungi, Glomeromycota, Glomeromycetes, Glomerales, Glomeraceae. Gene Ontology annotation, cellular component: cytosol.